Magallana angulata is the source of this 3403-nucleotide messenger RNA. RefSeq lists its product as uncharacterized. The transcript is spliced from 8 exons. Bases 269 to 2251 code for a protein of 660 amino acids. NCBI's taxonomy places the organism in Eukaryota, Metazoa, Mollusca, Bivalvia, Ostreida, Ostreidae. The record is from RefSeq and is a predicted model, not a curated record.
UGACCGGUUAGCAGAGGAUACUCACUCCUCCUCGACACCUGAUCAUACUUAUAUCUAUUUGGAGGUCCGUGUUGCUCCGCUUUGAAUUAGUAUUUCGUUUUAUGAAUUUUUGAGAUCGUUGACGGUUUGUUAUUGUCAUUUUGUCAUGGUUGCCAGAAUUGAAUCCUCGUUAUGACACGUCAUGUGACAUUUAUUAUCUAACACCUGUUUGAAUCUCUUAAUCUAGUACGAUUUUCGGUUGGAUAUAGUGACACACGUAUUUACCGAUAUGGAGAAAAGUCACCUCCAUUUAGAAGAGAAAGAAGGAAUAAAGCAAAAAUUAAUUUCCAUUUACCGAGAUUUGCAGAAGUUUUUACAAAGCGAAGUGUACACGAAAGAACUUCAAAAUGAACUUCAACAAUCAAAUCCAGACUAUCUAAAAGUUCUAGAGAAGAGAAUUCGAGACAUGGAAAAAUCAGACCACGGAAUCGUGAUCGCAGGCGAAACAAGUGCUGGGAAAUCGACAUUGAUUAACAAGAUACUGGAAAAGAGGAUUUUUAAAGGCAGAAUUCUUGAAUCUUCAUCAACAAUAUGCAAAAUACGUAAUUCAGAGAGAAUAAAAAUAGUCACUGAAUGCGAUACAGGAGAAAUUGAAGAGACAGAUUUAACAAAUAAAUGUGAAUUGGGUUCAGAAAAAGGGGUGAAAGUAUUAAGAGAUUCAUUAAAGAAAGUCACAGAUAUGACGUUAUCGAUGAAAAGCAUACACCAUCGAAGUGUGGACAUUGGAUUUCCGAUCCCGUUUCUUAUGGGCAACGUGAUUCUUGUGGAUACCCCAGGGAUUGGAGGAUCAGGGAAAGUUACUCAGAAACUAAUGGAAUAUCUACCCAAUGCAUUGUCUUUUAUCUUUGUGAUAAAUGUGGCGAGUGCUGGUGGAAUGCAAAGCGAUAGGCUUCCAGAGAUACUUAGGUCAAUAUUGCUCCUGCAAAUGGACAAUGAGAUGCCAUGUUUUAAUCCGGAGAACGUCAUAUUUAUAACAAAUAAGUGGGAUUCACUAAAUACCAAUAAUACUGACGAAGACAGCAGCGAUGAUGAUGAAGAAACUAAAGUUUGGGAAAACAUAAAAUCAAACGUCAAACAGAGGUGGCCGUCUGUGAGAGAGGAAAACAUAUUCAAAAUGAACCUGAAAGAUGUUUCUCCUCAAAAUGAUAAUUCGUCAACAAAACAAUUCAAAAAAUUCCGAACACUUUUAGAGUCAAGUGUCAAAAAGGCCGAAAACAUCCGAGUUGAUCAACAUAUAAGGUUUCUGCAGGAAAUACUGAUGAACGUAUCCAAGGGAAUUAAUGCAAGACUUGAAUUGGGGAAAAAAUCCGAAAAAGAGCAAAUGGAGUUGACAAAAGAGCAUAUAAAGAAAAUUAAUUUCUUGACCGACGAAUGCAGAAAAGUCAGAGACACUUUACAAAAAAGAAUAAAAAAGGAUAUAGAAGGUAUCGCACAAGGAGUAUAUGAUUACAUGUCAACAGAUCUAGGUAAAGACAGGAUCUUAAAUCCACCAGGCAAACCUCCGAUAAUGGAAGUAGAGUGGCACCCACAAUUAUUUGUCAUGGAUAUAAACGAAAGGAUUAAUCUGCAUGUUGUAAAUGUUUUGAAAUCUAGUGACAUUGCGCAGAUGUUCGAAACAGUAAAAAAAGAACUUGCUUCGUUCUACGAAAAAGUUUCAGCUGCUCUUUCUGAUAUGGAAAAUGAUUGGAUAGAAGUUGGAAUAGACGACACUGAAUUAUCAGCAGAUACUGAAGUUGGUGGUACAAACAAUUCAAAAGCAUCCGUCGUUGGAGUUGUCCUUGCAACUUCUCCUCUUUGGUUACCAUUAUUGGCAGCCGGUAUCGGUAUAGUUGUCGCAUUUGUAGGGCUUUCCAUUGCUUUAAGUCCAGUGGCUAUCCCACUUAUGAAGUUCCUUGGAAGAGAUGCUAGAAAAAGAAAAAUAAUAGAUGAAGAAUUUAACAACCGUCGUAAUUCCGUGAGAAGCCUUAUCUGCAAUGAGCUUGAGGUAAACUGUGCUGGCGUCAUGAAUAAGUUGAUAGAUAAAGUUACGAAAGACCUGCUGCCUAAGCGGAUACAAGCCUUACAGAAGUUGAUACAACAGCUCUCAGAGUCUCGAGCAGAAAUUCUGGAAAAUCAGGAAUUGCUUGAAUAUCUUUCAAAGAAACAAAAAGAUAUAGAGGAGUCUUUAACGGAAUUGAAAAUAUGUUUGACUAUGCAAAAAGGAAUAUCAUAAAUAUUGCAAACUUUAUUUUUAAUCUGUAUGCUGCACUUUCUUUUCUUUUAAAAACGGUAUAUAUGGAUACGUAUGUAUGUCUUUUUAUCAAAUCUUUAUCAUAAUUGUUGUUCGUUAACUCUUAAACUUUUGACAAUGAUCAAAUUUUACUGGAAAUCUAGUUUGUCACACAAAAACAUUGUUUCUAGAUAUCUAAAAAAUUAAAUUAGUUAUUCUACAUAAAAAAACUUAACGUCAAUAACAACUUCUUAUAUACUUAGUUGCAAAAAUAGGGGAUUGCUUCAGAGAAGUUAUCUAAAUACCUAAAAAAAAAAUUAAAAAAUUAAAGUUAGUUAAAAACUUGCCAAAAAUAUUUAUAAUUUGAAAACUCCAGACUGUGAGGUUCACGUGUCUAAAAAAUGAGUCAUGCAACCACAACACAAAAAAUAUUUAGCUACAAUUUCAAUUAAACGUAACCAUUUGCCUAUCAAUAAUACAAAUCAAGUGUCUAUAGUAUCAUAUUGUAAUUAUCUUGUAUCUUGUCCUGUCCUGCACAAAAAAUAAAUAAAUCAAUAAAAAUUAAAAGUAUAAACACAUUAAACUAAAUAAAACAGAAAAAUAAUCCGCAUUCCACAUGUUGACAACAAUAUGUGGUUUAGUGUCGAUGUAGAAUAUAAAUUUAAGGCGCUAAGGGCUAUGUUGAAACAGUUUCUCUAAGUACAUGUAUACAGAAAAUGAUGUCAAAUAGCUGAUUAAUACAAAUAAGAUGGUUGCCGAUGAUUAUGCUAUAAUUAAUAACUUCCUAUAGUUUUACAAACAAUGUCCAUAACUUUAAAAGCAAUGUUUAUCAAUGCUUUAAUGCAGGCAAAGAUUAUAGCUAAAAUAAAAUAGCUGCUUAUUGUACCGAAAAGUUUUUUACAACAUAUUUGGUCAAGGAAAAACAUUAAAUGUAAGAAAAUUGGAUUAAAAGUAGAAUUUAACAUGUAAAGUAUAUCUUUCAAGAUAGUUAAACUUUUAAAAAGUGUCUGAUAUAUUCAUUUCAUUGAAUUUGUUUGAAAUAACUAACUGGCUUUGUGAAUAUUAAAUAAUUAAACAAAUGUAUUCCAAUUUUUGAACUCAAAUAUGAUUUCUUAACCCCACCCCCCCCCCCCCUUUAAAAAAAUAUAUAUAAAA